Vitrella brassicaformis is the source of this 4167-nucleotide messenger RNA. Lineage: Eukaryota; Vitrellaceae. The record is from the annotation of a GenBank genome assembly.
GGAUUUCGCGCUCUGUUUGGGUAUUGCAUGGCUGCUGCUUGUCUGCACAGUGAGAUCUCCGCCGUUCUUGACAGUUUUGUGUCGUCAUUUCUGAAGGAGCCCGAUCGUCAGUCGUCGUCGCCAGCAUGGCGAUGAACAGGCGACAGGCCAAGUCUUGGCUGAGGACAUACAUGAGUCCAUCGGUUCCCAGAUCGGCUCGGAGGUGAAACACUUGCCUCAUAGACAAAAGCGGUGGGAGUGAGUCUGUCAGUGUGUUGCUGUCUGUCUGCCCGUGUGUGUGCAGCUCUCCGAGCACGACGCAGAGGCGGCCCCACACGCACUCAGACUGGGACAAUGACGGCAGGGAAAGCCCACUCCUCAGAUCUGUCCUCAGGUGGCCUUGGGGACAGUCAGUCACCCCGAGCCUCCCUCGCCACUCACUCUGUUUCUCCAUCUCUCCCUGUUUUCCUCUCUCUUUCCUUCAGACCUGGAGAGGUAUCCCCGUCUGUCGUCAGGCAGGACGGCCUCCAAGACAACGGGCGGCGCGUCAAGGUGGUCGUCUCAGAGUCUGGCACCGUCGAGCCGGCGGCAGCCGCUGCGGCCAACCGUGAGUCAUCCUCCACCCCUGCCAUGGGCAUUGGGCGCAUUACGACCUCUGAGCUGUCGGAGGCCAUCCGUGUGGUGAGGGGCCGGGCGGCUGAGGAGCCGCCCGGGCCGGCGACGAGGAGAGAUGACUCUGGCUAUGGGGCGUUUUGGUCCAAUGAGGUCAGGGGGCUCAAAGGCAUCAUGUUCAAAGAGGUCAGUCAGUCGGUGGGCCGGACGGCACAGGCAGGCCGAGAGGAAGGGGCGCUUUCCUCUCAUCACUCUCCCCCCUCCCUCCCUCGUGGUGUCUGUCAGAUUCACGUGCUGCUGGUGGUUGUGCCGCUCGGCUACCUGGCGUAUUGGCUGGGGUGGGGUGCCAAGUGGGUCUUUUUGCUCAACUUCAUAGCCUUGGUGCCGCUGGCGGCCCUGCUGGGCUUCGUCACCGAGGAGCUCGCCGAACACACCGGGGAGAUCAUCGGAGGCCUGUAAGCUAAGCUAAGCUGCCUAAGCUGAGGGCGAGAGGGCUGCUGGGAUGCUCGCAGAAAGGACAAGCACAUGUGGCUGUCCAAAUGCUUUACCCAGGUUGAACGCGACAUUUGGGAAUGCGGUGGAGCUGAUUCUGACGAUACAGUCCCUCAGGAAAGGGCUGCUCACCGUCGUCAAGGUCAGCUGAAGACCGACUGACCUUGACGAUGUGUGCGUGAAUCCCUCUCGAUCCCUCCCUCCGUCCCUCCCUCCCUCCCUCCCUGUUUGUUUGUUUGUUUCAGGGCACGCUAUUGGGGUCGAUCUUGUCUAACCUGCUGCUGGUGCUGGGCAUGUCGUUCUUUGCGGCCGGCGUGUUCUACAAGGAGAGCGAAUUCAACGUCCAGGGCGCAUCAUCCAACACCACGCUGCUGCUGCUGUCCAGCCUCGGUGAGAGAGAGAGGGGAUGGAUGGGCUAUCGACCCAUCAACACACAACGGCCACGUGUAUCUCCGUCUGUUCCUGUGUGUGUGUGUGUGUGUGUUGGGGUGUGUGUGAUUAGGUCUUGCGGUGCCGAUGGUGUUUCAUUUGCAGGAGGGUGUGCACUCUGAGGCGGUGCUGGAGGUGUCGAGGAUAUCAGCCUGCGUCCUCUUCACCGUCUACAUCAUGUUCCUCCUCUUCCAGGUGACAAAUGCGCGGGCUGGACGAUACACACUGCUACCGGAGACGCACCUGUGUGUGUGGUGGUGCAUUGCAUGGGUGCGUUUGGUGCAGCUGGUGACGCACAUCCACCUCUUCCAGAACGAGGAGGAGGAGGAGGAUAAGACGGCCACUCUGUCCACCGGUUUGAAUGCCUGUGCGCCCGUCUGCCUCACUUCAGCCAGGCGACUGACUAUGGCUUGAUCAAUCCAUGCAUUGCAAUGCCUCUGGGUGAUUGGCUGGCUGCAUUGCGUCAGAUCACACGAUGACUGAGCCCGUGGUGGAUGAGGGACUACCGAUCGACGAGAUGCCGCACGUCUCGCUCUGGACGGUACGUCACGUGGGCGCCAAGGCGCAGGUGCAUGUGUGUGUGUGUGUCUUGUUCGUUCUGUCGAUCUGUCAGAGCAUAGUGAUGCUGCUGCUGGUGACGAUCUUCGUGUCCAUCAGCAGUGAGUACCUCGUGGGCUCCAUCGAAGCCGUCACCAAGGCAUGGGACGUUCCACAGGUCUGCUCGCGACAAUAAUCCGCCUCAUUGUGUCCUCAUGUCAACAACGGGCUCUUAUCUCUUUAGAUGUUCAUCGGUGUGGUGCUGCUGCCUAUUGCCGGCAACGCCGCGGAGCACUGGACGGCCGUCAGCGUGGCCGUCAGGAACAAGCUCGACCUGACCAUCGGUAGGUACCCCAGAUACACACACAUACACGAGACGCACUGGCAGUGGUCCUCCACUCUGUGUCGUAUAUGUGUGUGUGUGCAGGAGUGGCUGCCGGCUCGUCCACGCAGAUCGCACUCUUCGUCGUGCCAUUCGCCGUCCUCAUGGGUCGGUGGCUGGGCCUGGGUUGCCUUCAUCAACUUACCUCAGGAGCAUAUGUCUGUGUGUCUGUGUGUGUGUGUCCCUUUGUGUAGGUUGGGCGUUGGGUCAGCCGAUGUCCAUGGAUUUCAAGCCUCUCGAGACGACCAUCCUGUUCAUUGCCGUCCUGAUCGUCAUGGCCGUCGUGGCAGACGGAAGGUCCAACUGGUCAGCUGCACUGCACUCCCACAACGACAGCCGCUGUCUCUGUCUGUGUUAUGGGUGCACUGCACUGCACUGCCGGCAGGUUAGAGGGCAUGAUGUUGAUGGCGGCCUAUCUUCUGGUGGCGAUCGUCUUGUGGUUCUCGCCCAUCAAUGGCGACGACGGCCUGCUCGAGAUGGCCUUCGACUGACCCCUUCCACAACACACACACGUCUGUCUGUCUGUCUGUCUUCAUUGUAUACAUCUACGGUGAUUUUUCUUUGCCCCCAUUUCGUGUGUAAGAUCGAUGGGCUCUGUUGCCAGGGGGUGCACUCACUGCGGGGGAGGGGCCAUGCGUAGAAGUGCCUAUAUAGGGUACAUAUGGGACCACACGUGCUAUGUAGAGGGAGUGACGGAGGGGGAGGGACACAGUAGUUAGUAGGGCUGGCUCUGUAGGGCUGUGUAGGGUGUAGCAGACGAGCAAAGAGAGAGAUGUGUUGUGUUGUUCGUAUUUACUCCUUUGCUUUUGAUCUCUUUUCUAGUCGGCGGGAUCUCUGCUGCUGCACGUGUGUAUACUCUGUCUGACGGGCUAAGGGGUUGGUGGUAUUGUUUUCUAACCGACCGGCUUCACACUUGACCACUUUCUGCUCCAAUUUGUGGUGGAUGAACGAACACUUUUUAACACUUACCGUUGUGUGUGUCUCUCUGUGUGAUGGGAUGUGAUGUGAUGGGCGGCGUGUGGUGUCAUGGGUGUCAUUGUGGGUGAGUGUGCCAUUCUUCGAUCGUUGUUCAUUGUAUGUGACUUUAAGUAAAUGGGCCGGGUGGGGUGGGUGGCGCACGUCCAUUCGUGUGCACGGCAUGGCACGGCAUGGUGUGUGGUGUGGUGCGUGUCACUCAUACAGUGACCACCCACCGGUGCGGUGCGUGCCUGCUUACCGACCGGCCGAUUGACACCACACAGACCUCAUCUCUCUCUCUCUGCUUCCUUCAUUCCUUCCUUCCCUGCCUGCGUCCGGAUCCAUACAUCCUCAUAGCGUGUGGGCAUGAGGAUGUGGUGUCUUCUUUCUUUGGCGGCACGAUUGAGCAGCUGCAUGUAAUGUAUCUUCUGCGGAUCUAUUCGUUGUGCGUGUGUUGACUGAUGGCAGACAGACUGGCGUCUUAAACAAACAACCGCUUCUCGGCAGCCAGACACACACUCACACUCCGAGAGCCAAGACGAAACGAAGACAGAGCACUGAUGGCAACUUGGAGACUCACUCAGACAAACAGACAGGCCACCCCCAUUGAGUGCAGAGACGAGCGCAGCGAAGCAAGCUACGGAGAGAGUGUGGUUGAUAGGUGCCAGUGGGUGUAAUGGGUAGGUGGGUCGGUCCGAUCGACUGUGUGUACACCACGCCAAGGACAGACAGGAGUGAGUCCCUAACUUUGUUUGUUCGUUUGGGGUUGUGUGUGUGAG